AUGUACAGACGAUACGCGAAAAGGAAGGAGUGUUAAAGCAUUCAAGGUUAGGUGAUACUGUAUCACGGAUUCGAGUACAUAUUUUUUAUAUCCUACCUACGAGACGGUUUUGCCUUUACUUGGCGUUCUUCGAAAAGGACUUGAGACGUUGAACUUUCUCGAUUUCGACUGGUGCGAUCGACCUUUUAUUAGGCCAGCUGUUGAACGAACCAACAAUGAGGUCGUUUGCUUUUCUCGCAAUCUCAAUACUGGUUGCCAUGGCAUCAGGCCAGGCUCCCUCGGACUAUCAGGAGCCAUUCCAGAACCCGGGAGAGAUAAUUUCUGGUUUGACCAUCAAAUUCAUGAUCAACGCUGCUGGUGGUAUCUGGCAGCAGGAUCGUAUCAUUGAUUCGUUGGCCUAUGUAUGCAGAGGUGUCCUACCGGUAAUCGGUUCGGCGGUACCGGAAGUGGACCAGUCAAGUCUGUAUUGGGGUUUCGUCUGUGAUAAAGUCAUCGAAGCUUCUGAAGAUCUGGAUGCCUUUGACGCAACGGGAUUCUGUAAUGACAUAAUUACUGAGGUCAAUAGCCUUAUAUCUCAAGACAGUGGCGGAAGAUAUCGCAGACAAUGGGAACCAACUACGGAAUACCCUGACUACAUGGAAGAUCCCCUGGGUAUCCUUGGAAUCCUGACCAACAUCACCAGAGACCUCUAUGGAAUCGACAUCAACAUGAUCAUCAAUGACCUAUCUACAAUCAACACCAUCUGCACCAACGUCAAGGAGAAUUUCCUGAGGCCAUCUCUUCAAGAUCUCAUCUCUCAGUUCGGGGCUGAACUGAUGAGUGCCUAUCUACCCCAGGCAGCUCCGAUAUGUCAAGACUGGCAAGGCUUCCUUGCAGGUGCAGGCAUCGAUUCCACGUCGCCUUACUACAACAUUAUCCAAGAUGGCGCUGGUAUCGGAUCUCACGCGGUCGGAUAUGACGACAGAGAGGAUCUUUGUCAACAUCUUGAGCAAGCACUAUCGGUGCAAGGAGAUAACAACGCCGCAAGGAGAACGUUCUCCAUGGACAUCAUCUCCGAAAUCUUCGCUUCCAUGGAGGAGGCUGACAGAUGUACUCCAUUGGCUAAUGACGUCAUUCGCCAGGUCAUCCAGCCCCUCAUACGUAUGGACUUACCCGCCUAUGUGCUUUCGAACGAAGAGAUUCUUGCUUAUACCGGCAUUGAUGGUGGAGUGGCAGCUGUUUGUACAGCAAUGGAGAACGCUGUCACGUAUGAAAUAGACCUCCCAGACCCUGUUCCGGUUCAGAUCAUCUAUGGGACCACACUGACCGUUGAGUUCUUCUUGAAUGCUGUUGGUGGCAUCUGGCAACAAGACCGACUCAUCGACUCCCUGGCCUUUGUAUGUACAGACGUCUUACCUGAGCUCGAAUCGAUGGUACCCGACUUUAAGUCUCUCGUUAAAGAUUCCUGGGAUUAUAAGCCAGUCUGCGGGAGGAUCCGCGAUGCAGCUAGUAACUUGGAGGCAUUUGACGCGACGGAAUUCUGUAAAGACGUAACCAAGAUAGUCGACGACUUGAUCUACGGCCCGGGAACUGGUGAAAGGGUUCGCAGGCAGGCAGACCCAUACAUGGAUAUCCUAGACAUCAUUGCGAAUAUCACCAAAGAACUCUACAACAUUGACAUCAAUGACCUGUCGACCAUCUGUCCAAACAUCGCCCAGUUCCUGGACAGGUCCAUUCCUGAUAUCAUAUCGGAAUUCGGUGCUAAGCUGAUGGUUGUCUAUCUACCCAAUAUAGAUGGUAUGCUCUGUCAAAACUGGGACCAGACAAUUAGGUCGUUGGGGAUAGAUUCUACUUCGGCGUUGGGCGACGUUGUCCAGAAUGCUGCUCGUAUUGCAUCCCAGGCUGCAGGAUAUGAAAGCAGACAGGCUCUCUGCCAAGAAAUCACCAGAGUACUAGCCAUAACAGGAGAUGAUAACGAAGAGCGUCAGACUUUUGCCAAGAAUAUCAUCGAGAGCAGUUUUGAGAUUUAUACAAACAACGACAGGUGUUCAAUGUACUUCAAUGACGCCAUCGAUGACAUCAUCGAACCAAUCUUUGAGAUUCAAAACCUUCAGAUUAAAAUCAGCGAUUAUACCAUUUAUCGUUACACCGGGUACAUGGGCGUAGAAGAGGUCUGCGAGGCACUGGAGACAGAUUUCACGAAGCUUUCUACUAGCACUGUAACGAUGACUCUGACAGGCGAGAGACUAAACGGAGAGCUUCUUGUGUUCACUGAUGAUCUGAAGAACCAGGCGUCUCCUCGCUUCAAGAAGCUUGAAACGCUGUACUGUGGAGUGAUAGGGAAUCAUCUUAGGCGGGAGUUAGGAUCGGACCUUCGAGGUAUGGACUGUGUAGCCACGUCUUUCAGCCCUGGCAGCAUUAUCGCUGAGUUGGAGAUUGAGAUUCAUGCCUACACUCAGGAUGAUGCUGAUUCUCUCGCUGAGGAUGCGGUAGACCUGUCUACCAGCGGCACUCUCAUCCUCUCCUCCGAUGGAGAAACCUUGACAGUGUCCUCACUUCAAGGAUCAGGAUCAGCCGGCCAAGGGGGUGGUGGCUUGGCUACGGGAGCCAUCAUAGGCAUUGUCAUUGCGGUCGUCGUGGUCUUGGUGGUCGUCCUCAUCAUCAUCGCCGUCGUCGUGCACUCCAAGGGAAAAGGCACAAGGGAUACUGAGCGCGGAGUAGGAAUGCAGAACCCAGGAUUCUCUAAAGAUGAGCACCAAUAUAAGAAAUAACUGUCUCGGAUUGAUCUUGGCUGCAGCACAACAAUCCAGACAGAAAUUCAUGGAUGGAUCGUAAUAAGCAGAAUUGCACCCUCAAGGGCUUUCAUCAUUGAAUGUUAAUUUAAAGCUCUUCAUUUAUUUGGCUGAACAUAAUGGUACGUUCUGCAUAACGUAAAAUAUAUUACUCAGAUUACACCUUUAUUCAGUUUGCGUACGUAAAAUAUAUUACUCAGAUUACACCUUUAUUCAGUUUGCGUUUGAACUCAGAUAAUGCUUUUAUUUUAUUUGAGAGGCCUUUGAUAUGAACUGGAAUUAUAAUUCGCUGAAAUGAAAUGUACAUCAUUAACAAAAUUAUUGAUUUGCAUUUUUUUUAAAGUUAAUAAAAAAACAUAUAAACCCAGUUUCCAUGUUUAUUAAUGGUGUCGUGGUUUAGCGGAUACAUCACCGCUGACUGGACUGUGGAUCGCAUGGUCCGUGGUUUAUUCCCGCCUCGGCACUAAUGCUUUUUGCCACUCUCCAUCCUGGUGAAGUAAUGCUUUGGCGCCUGAUCAUGGCGGUUAGCUAGUGCAGGGGGUAUUAAUGUGAUGCUUUAUAUUAAGCACAGUGGAGUAUAUUCAUAUAGAAGCUACACUCUCUAAAUAGAAGUAAUUCUUAUCAUUACAUUUUUUUAAAGGAAAAACUGGAAUAUCGUUAUGGAAGUGGCUUAAAGUGCUCAACUGGAACUUAUAGAAACAAAUUCUUCCCUUGUUCCAUUAAUUUUAAGCUGUGUGAAAAUAUUAUUUUCUUGGUUAUGAUAAUGCGAGCUUCCAAGUACUUUCUGGAUAAUUUGUUGCUGUGUUUGUUGUUGUAAUAGAACAUUGAUAUUGAUUAAUAGAUCCAUUUGAUUUCUUCUUUGAUUUAUCGUUGGUACAUGGAUAUAAAUGUCUGUACAUUUGUAUUAUGUUUAUGUUGACUGUAAAAAUGCUAUGUGAUCUAUAUCAAAUAUAAAAAUAUAAAAAAGGAGAGGACAUUGAUGUUCAGCGUAGAUGUACAUCAGUGAGGUUUUUUCUUAUUAUACGUAGAAUAUGCAAUACACAGAUAUUAGUAUGGAGUAUAAUUCCAACUAUACAAUUUUCUACUUUUUUCCAAUGAAAAUGGUAGUAUAGAUAUCGCUUAGAGAUGAAUAAAUACCCUUCUUGUCUACGUAGCUGUUGGUCCAUUACGUGGUCUAAUCAGUGGCAACCAUUUUGCAAAUAUCUUUGUUUUGGGAUCAAUAGAAGGUACCUCUGGAAUGUAAUUGGAGUAACGUCUUCACCUUCAUUCCCUUUCUUUACCAUAAUUCUUUGCCAAAUCUAGAAAAUGAUUUUGGGGACUAACUUGAUGUUCUUUUGAAUAACUCCUUCAUUGAUAGUGCACGUUGUAUCUUACCAUUCCAAAUUAAUAAUACGAUGCCUCUGAGAAUUCAUUAGAGUAAUGUUGCUACACCUUUUCUAUGGCCAAUUUUAUCAGAGGACAUUAGGCCAAAUUUUGAAAAUUGACAGUUUUUGUAAAAACUCUGAUGACUGUUUAGUUUUUCGUAUUAUUGGGUAUUCUGAUGUACAUGAUUUUAAGGUUUUCAAAAAUAUAACAUGAUUAAACAAGUGGCUUGAA
This is a messenger RNA of Strongylocentrotus purpuratus (purple sea urchin), 4367 nucleotides long. RefSeq lists its product as uncharacterized. The record is from RefSeq and is a predicted model, not a curated record. Lineage: Eukaryota; Metazoa; Echinodermata; Echinoidea; Camarodonta; Strongylocentrotidae. The coding region runs from base 216 to 2750 and encodes 844 amino acids. The transcript has 10 exons.